AUGCUUUCUAACAUUGAUAAAACUGCGGUGGAUUAUGAUGCGAAUAAGGUUACUGGUGGAGUCAGCGAACCUUCUAAAAUUCUUGUGGUUUCACCUAGUGAAUUUGCUUUUGUUGCUACAACAUCCUGUGCUAAUAAUAGUUUAAGUCUUGUUAAUAAGACUCAUUCCGAUUUGGCUGUUGCAAUAUCGAAUAUUACAACUGUAUCAAGGGUUGGCUUGGACAUUGCUAGUUUCCUAUCUCAAUUUGCCUUGGGAACCGCAAAAAUAUCUACCAGCUUAGGUUUAGAUAUUGCGAGAACUAUGACCGGCGUUGUAUCUGAUAGGAUUGUACAAGCAACUAAAGACGGAAAUGGAGGAUUAUUCUUUAUUCCUAGAAUAAUCGACGCUUCAGCAACGUUAUUGCACCGAACACUAUCUUUAACUGAACAAAUAGCGCUAGCCGGUCUAGAAUUCACUUCCGAAACGGUGCAACUUGCCUUAGGAACUGCUUCUGAAAGUAUGAGCCUAAUAGACACUUUAUUCGGAACAACUGAUGCUGCUAAAGCUUUAGCCGAAUUCGUUCAACUUGUUAAACGUGAAUGGGAUUAUCUAUAUGAAGGUGAAGAUAAACUACUUGAACCUGAUGAAUAUGGUGCUUUUAAAGUCGUUAAAGCUCUAACUGCUUGGACUUGUUUACAAUACGUUACCGGUGAAAGAUUUGAAAGGGAUUUAGGUGGUUGGAAAAGAGUUAAAUUAGUAGGUUUAUCAGACAUUUGUAAUGAUUGGGUUCAUGUUAAUCAUGAAGAUGAUUUUUCUGUUUAUAAUGAAUUGGAAUCUAUAUGUUUUGAAGAUGAAGAUGAUGAAGAGGUUGUAGUUAUAGGUCAAAGUAAACCAUCUGGUUCAAAUAAUAUAGUUGUUGGUGAUUUAACUCCGAGAGAUGAAAUAUCUGAAUUUAAGUUUAAUAUGGAUGAAAAUCAAACAAAAAGAUUAAGUGAUCUUUUCAUGGAAACUACAAAAAGAUUUAGUAAUCCUUACCUUCAAGAAAACGGUUCUCAAACUAAGAAAGAAAAAUUAUUCUCUCUUUUACAUAAUCUCAAAAGAUAUUCUAAAUUCUCUUCUUCUGCUUAUGAUAUAAGGAAUGCUAUAAUGGGUGGAAUACCUUUCCCUUUACCUGUUAAUCGUUCAAAGGAAAAGGGUCGAUUACACCGGUUUAAUUUUGCUCGUUCUGCUGAAUUGUCUUCUGAUUCCAUUGUUGAUUCUUCAUUUCAAAGAAGUGCAAAAAAUAAUGGUUCUUAUCAACCUACUUAUUUCUUAAUUCGUGAUCAUACUACAAAAUCUAUCAUUUUGGCUUUACGUGGAACAAUGUCUGUUCAUGAUUUAAUCGUUGAUCUUACUUGUGAAUAUGAAGAUUUUCAAUUUCCAGAGGAUAUUCAACGUGGUGAAUCAACAAAAAAAUAUCAAAUUCAUAAAGGAAUGCUUAAAGUUGCUAAACAAAUUGCCACUCCUGGACAAUCUGGUAUAUUUGAAGCCCUUAAGAGAGAAAUGGAAGCUAAUGAUGAUUAUGGUUUGGUUUUAGUUGGACAUUCGCUUGGUGCUGGUGUUGCGAGUAUAUUAGCUCUUCUUCUUGCCUCACCGAAAAAUUGUAUGACUACACGGUGGAGUCGUUUACCACUUGGUCGUAAAGUUCAUGCAUACGCGUUUGCGACUCCGUGUGUAAUGUCUGAAGCUCUUUCAAAGCGUGUUCAACCCUUAGUUACAUCCGUAGCAUAUGGUAACGAUGUGGUUUGUCGUCUAAGUCUUGGUCAUGUAUUGGAUUUACGUAAUAUGGUCAGGUUUCUUGGUUCAAAUAAAUCAAAAUCUGGUGAAGCUGGAGAAGAGACUGCAAGCAAAAUCAUUAAAAAAUUCAUCGACUAUCAAAGCAGAACGUUUAGUAAUGAUGAAAGAGGAAAAGAAAAUAGAGAAGAAUUUGAAAAUUGGUUCUGGAAAGUUAGAAAUGAUUGUUAUCAACAUAUGCAAAACCCUAAGCUAUAUCCUCCCGGUAAAGUCUAUUGGAUUGUAAAUGGUAAUAGAGUCCCAUAUUGUGAAGAAAAUAAUGAUCAAGAGGAUUCAGAUGAUGAGGAAGAAGGUAUGGACCGGGAGAACUCUUUUCUUGAAGAUAAAACAAAUAAGCAAUAUUAUAUGUUGGAUGUCGAUGUCGAAAAAAUAUUUAAUGAAGUUACGUUUUCUCCACGUAUGAUGAUGGAUCAUCUUCCUCACAUAUAUGGUUAG
This is a messenger RNA of Dentiscutata erythropus, 2247 nucleotides long. Lineage: Eukaryota; Fungi; Glomeromycota; Glomeromycetes; Diversisporales; Gigasporaceae. The record is from the annotation of a GenBank genome assembly.